Molecule: messenger RNA, 2190 nt
Organism: Fusarium mangiferae
Lineage: Eukaryota; Fungi; Ascomycota; Sordariomycetes; Hypocreales; Nectriaceae
Exons: 1
Coding region: 1-2190 (729 amino acids)
Source: RefSeq, a predicted model, not a curated record
AUGUCGCCCCCAUCCAUUCAAUCUCGGUGGAAGAUUGAUGAGACCAGAUGGAAAUCAAUGUGGGAUGAGAUUAGGAAAGAGAAAGUACAGCCUGAUAAUGUUCAUGCUGUGGCAAGAGUGGCGUGUGAACAAUUUGGAAGCACCCUCGCCAUAUGCGAUGAUACACUGAACAAGGUUAAAACUGCAGUUUCCGAGACGCCACAGCCAGUUACCGUACGAUUCUUGGGAGUAACCGUGGUCCGUCAGCUCAAUGACUCCGCGGCUAAGCUUGUCGAGAGCAUAGAAGGACAGCGUUUCCUCGGACUAGCCGCAGCGGCCACCACUUUGUUCAGCUUAUACGAUGGCGCCAAGGCCUUACAGGCCAUGUUAGAAAGCACAACAUCUGAUACGACAACAUGUCCCCUGGCGCCAGAACUGAAAACUUUGCUAGGCAGCCUCCAGGGAAGGCUCUAUCACGCCGGGUUCUCUGAAUCUGUCAUGAAAUGGCAGAUCAAGCUACAAAGAGACAUUAUUGCAGCUGAGGGUCACCCCGAUGGCUCUAUGAGUCUCUUCUCCCAAUCGGCUCCCUCCCCAGAAAUGGUGACCAAACUUGUCAACGUCUUCCGUCAAUUAAGUGAGGAUGACUCCGUUAUCACGGGAGUAACAAUCAAAGCCAGUGAGGCUGCUGCUUGGGUGGUUGCUUUCAUAGAGUGGUGCCUGGGAUCGCCACCAUCAAUAUACAUAGGGGGCUCUCAACAACCUCUUAGUCAGCUCGGUUCCGUGAUUACACUUAUCAUUGCAAAGACCCCUCAUGAUCAACGGAAAGGGCUUGAAAUUACCAUUUACGAAACCCUGAACCAUUAUUAUCAGCUUACCGCACCACCUUCUACCAAACCAUUCUCUGGAAUGGCCACAAUCGGGAAUUACGGCAAGUGGCUCUUGGAACGAUUCGGGUUUAGAAGCGCAUCGCUUGAUUUCCUACAUGAAGCUUUGAAUCAUGCCAUUCCCCAAACUUUGGAAACUUUUCAAUGGGCUGAGUUCGACUUCUCUGAGCAAGAAGAGCAUCGUGCCAUCUUGACCCUCACAUCGACGCAUGAUUCUUACGCUCUCUACCCAUUGCCAGACAUACACAAGAUAGCAGAUGUGUACUUCAAGCUAUUCGGCCUGGCUAAAACGCCAAAGUGGGCGAAAACUUGUGACGGCAUACUCAUUGCCGAUCUUCCUUUAGUUUCUCAACACCUGAAUUCCUUACGCAAGAACUGCCUUUGUUCUCGAUGUGGUAGAGCUAAAGGGAGAAAGACUAUCUGCAAGGAGGCUGAGUUUUACGAGCUUGUAUCGUUUAUCACUGUCGAAAUUACUGUUUUGUCUUUGUUCCGCUCCCCAGACCUUUUACGUAUAAAAUUAUCACGGGAGCAUGAAUCAGGUGGUUCACUGCAACAAGCCGUCUCCCGGCUGAUCAAAACAGGAGAUAUAACCUUGGAGUCUACUGAAACUAUGGACCUCCUGCAGUGGGCGAGGUCCAUGGUAGGCCAUAAAGUCGCUACGGGAGACAAGGGCCGCAGCACUAUCGUAUCAUCUGGUCAUGGCCAGGUUAUUUACCCUAGCCUGUUCGAAGCAUUGAACAUCGAAAAGCAUGGCUACUUGGGACUUACAUCUCACCAAGGCAUCCUUAUUUAUGAAGGAGCUUCUUACGAGACAGUCACUGCAGAUAACGGGGAUUCUACACAAGAUGCGAGAUGCGAGCUCCUUCAACUCAGCUCUUCCUGCCCUUCACAAGUCUCACCAGUCCCUUUGAAUGCUUUUAAUGACUUGAAAGUUUUCUGGAAAGUGGAAACACAGGAUAACCGCAAACUUUCCAUCGCGCUCUCCGUGCAAUCUAGGGCUGGCCAUCAAUCGUUUGUCAGAAUGAACCCUAUGCUUUCUUUUUCCACAUUGCAGAAAAGUCUUUUGAUUGAGGGAUGCCGAGGUCACGGUCAAUGCAAUACCCAACCAAGCUCUCUGUUUUGCUCGUAUAGUAGCCCUAUGGACAACCACAAGAAGGCUUGUGAUUCAACUUCUGCCAUAGAUUUCGUUCCAGUAAGCGAUUCAAAUGAUCUUCGUUUCGUCUCUCUUGUUUGUACAAGAGAGUCUGUCAUCUUGAGAAAGGAUGCGUGCUUGGCUUGCUGCCUGAACCUUUGUUAUGAGGUUGGAUAUCAUGUUCUUAUUUUAUAG